AUGGCCCAGAAAGAAGAGACCGCUGCGGCCGCGGCGCCUACCUCGCAGGAUGGCGAGGAUCUGGAGAACCUGGAGGACCCCAAGAAGCUGACGGAACUGGUGGAGCUGCCGCCCUUUGAGAUCGUCACAGGGGAGCGGCUGCCUGCCAACUUCUUUAAGUUUCAGUUCCGGAAUGUGGAGUACAGCUCCGGGCGGAACAAGACCUUCCUCUGCUAUGUGGUUGAAGCGCAGAGCAAGGGAGGCCAACUGCAGGCCUCGCGGGGAUACCUAGAGGACGAGCACGCCGCCGCCCACGCGGAGGAAGCCUUCUUCAACACCAUCAUGCCAGCCUUCGACCCAGCCCUGCGCUACCUGGUCACCUGGUACGUGUCCUCCAGCCCCUGCGCAGCUUGCGCUGACCGCAUCGUCAGGACCCUCAACAAGACCAAGAACCUGCGCCUGCUCCUCCUGGUAGGGCGGCUCUUCAUGUGGGAGGAGCCUGAGAUCCAGGCAGCUCUCAGGAAGCUGAAGGAGGCUGGCUGCAAACUGCGCAUCAUGAAGCCCCAAGACUUCGAGUACGUCUGGCAGAAUUUCGUGGAGCAAGAAGAGGGUGAAUCCAAGGCCUUUGAGCCCUGGGAGGACAUUCAGGAGAACUUCCUGUACUAUGAAGAGAAGUUGGCUGACAUCCUGAAGUAG
Messenger RNA from Mesoplodon densirostris (Blainville's beaked whale), 675 nucleotides. RefSeq names its product apolipoprotein B mRNA editing enzyme catalytic subunit 2 (gene APOBEC2). Gene Ontology annotation, biological process: cytidine to uridine editing. Bases 1 to 675 code for a protein of 224 amino acids. Gene Ontology annotation, molecular function: RNA binding; cytidine deaminase activity. The record is from RefSeq and is a predicted model, not a curated record. Gene Ontology annotation, cellular component: nucleus; cytoplasm. The transcript is spliced from 2 exons. NCBI's taxonomy places the organism in Eukaryota, Metazoa, Chordata, Mammalia, Artiodactyla, Ziphiidae.